This is a messenger RNA of Cynocephalus volans (Philippine flying lemur), 2686 nucleotides long. RefSeq names its product unk like zinc finger (gene UNKL). The coding region runs from base 1 to 2202 and encodes 733 amino acids. The transcript is spliced from 15 exons. Gene Ontology annotation, molecular function: metal ion binding. The record is from RefSeq and is a predicted model, not a curated record. NCBI's taxonomy places the organism in Eukaryota, Metazoa, Chordata, Mammalia, Dermoptera, Cynocephalidae.
AUGCCGUCGGUUUCGAAAGCCGCGGCGGCUGCGGCGCUUAGCGGGUCCCCCCCGCAGACAGAGAAGCCGACGCACUACAGGUAUCUAAAGGAGUUUAGGACAGAGCAGUGCUCCCUGUUUUUGCAGCACAAGUGCACCCAGCACAGGCCAUUUACCUGUUUCCAUUGGCAUUUCCUAAAUCAGCGUCGGCGCAGACCCCUCCGCAGGCGCGAUGGCACCUUCAACUACAGCCCGGACGUGUACUGUUCCAAGUACGACGAGGCCACCGGCGUGUGCCCGGACGGCGACGAAUGUCCCUACCUGCACCGGACGACCGGGGACACGGAGCGCAAGUACCACCUGCGCUACUACAAGACAGGCACCUGCAUCCACGAGACGGACACGCGGGGCCACUGCGUAAAGAAUGGGCUGCACUGCGCCUUUGCACACGGCCCCCUGGACCUGCGACCGCCUGUGUGUGAUGUCAGGGAACUGCAGGCCCAGGAAGCCCUGCAGAACGGCCAGCUCAGCAGUGGGGACGGUGUUCCUGACCUGCAACCUGGGGUCUUGGCCAGCCAGGCCAUGAUUGAGAAGAUUGUGGGAGAGGACCCCCGGUGGCAAGACACCAACUUCGUGCUGGGCAGCUACAAGACUGAGCAGUGCCCGAAGCCACCGCGCCUGUGCCGCCAGGGCUAUGCAUGUCCGCACUACCACAACAGCAGGGACAGGCGGCGGGACCCCAGGAAGUUCCAGUACAGGUCUACGCCCUGCCCCAGCGUGAAGCAUGGUGACGAGUGGGGGGAGCCCUCGCGGUGCAGCGGUGGGGAUGGCUGCCAGUACUGCCACUCCCGCACGGAGCAGCAGUUCCACCCCGAGAUCUACAAAUCUACAAAAUGCAAUGACAUGCGCCAAACCGGUUACUGCCCGCGGGGCCCCUUCUGUGCCUUUGCACAUGUUGAAAAGAGCCUGGGGAUGGUGAAUGACUGGGGCUGCCGCGAUCUCAACUCCACCAACAGCACCACGGCCAACAGCGCCCAGCCUGGAAACGCAAAGCGGAGAGAUUCACCCGCGGAAGGCAGCCAGAGAGCCUGUGAGCACGACGGCAAGCAGAACCACCUUGCUGUGUUCGCAGUGGUCCACCCACUGGCCCCCAGCGUUGGCUCCAGCGUGGCAUCCAGCCUGGCAUCCAGUGCCGGCUCAAGGAGCUCGUCCCCCACCGCUCUGCCCACACUUCCUGCUCGCGCCCUCCCGCUCGACCCUGCUGGCAACACCGUUGAGGUGGUCCUGGGUUCUGCUUUAGAUUUGCAUCUUGGUGACAUAAAUAUUGCAUCCCUAGAUAAAGACCUGGAGGAGCAGGACAGCCGUGACCUCGGAGGGUCAGGUUCCCGGUCGCUGGCUGGCUCGGCACCUGUCACCAUCCCAGGCUCUCUGCCCCGCUCCCCGUCCUUGCACUCAUCCUCAUCCCUGUCCACCUCCCCGCUCAGCUCGCUAUCCCAGUCACUGUCAGGGCCACUUGUCUCCACGGCCAUGACGCCCCCCCAGCAGCCGCCGCCCCUCAGGUCGGAGCCGGGCACUCUGGGCUCCUCAGCCUCGUCCUACAGCUCCCUAGGCUUGAACGGUGUCCCUGGGAGCAUCUGGGACUUUGUUUCUGGCAGCUUCUCUCCCAGCCCGUCCCCCAUCCUGAAUGCAGGCCCCACACCCUCAAGUGCAAGUCCAAAUGGUGCUGAACUGGCACGGGUCAGGCGGCAGCUGGAUGAGGCCAGGAGGAGGAUUAGGCAAUGGGAGGAGUCCUGGCAGCAGGUGAAGCAGGCCUGUGACGCAUGGCAACGAGAGGCUCAGGAGGCCAAGGAGCGCGCCCGUGUAGCAGACAGCGACCGGCAGCUGGCACUGCAGAGGAAGGAGGAGGUGGAGGCCCAGGUGAAACAGCUGCAGGAGGAACUCGAGGGCCUGGGCCUAUCAUCCUCACUGUCUGGGCUGCGGAGCUGUGGUGACAUCGGCACCAUCCCUCUGUCCAAGCUGCACUCCCUGCAGAGCCAGCUGCGCCUGGAUUUGGAAGCUGUGGACGGGGUGAUCUUCCAGCUCCGCGCCAAGCAGUGUGUGGCUUGCCAGGAGCAGCCCCGUGGCGCCACACUGCAGCCCUGCCAGCACCGGGUUCUCUGUGAGCCAUGUGCAGCUGGUGCACCUGAGUGCCCCUACUGCAAGAGCCAGCCCCUGCAGUGGUGACCCGCAGCCGGAGGCCAUGCCCGCCUCCUGGUGAGCAUUGCCUGGGGAGUCUAGCCCUGCUCAUGAAGACGCAGCAUCGUUGUUCAACCUGGUGCCACCGAUAGGACCGCGCUGUGGGCUCAUGCCCACUCCUGACCUGACAGCCCUUUGUAUUACGUAUGUUUAUCUACUGUGUUCUACCGAGAGUUUCAAGGUAUUCUCCUGAAAGAUGGCAACAGCAAACCCACAGACAAAGCUGUCUAUCUCUGCAGGGCUCAUGGUGCGCGAUCUGGGUGGGCAGAGUCAGCAGGCAGUAUAAUCACACCAGUUUGCAAUCCUGACUCUACUGUGACCGGGCCACUGGGAGUUGGGGUCUCGUCAAAAGCACUUUGUACACCAAGAACUUUAGUUAGACAUUAUAAAUUGCUAUAAGCUGCUUCCUAGGUUCAUGUUUUUUAAUAUGCGACAAUAUGAAGCUUUAUAUAUGUGUACUGUGAACUUAAAA